Macrosiphum euphorbiae (potato aphid) is the source of this 1254-nucleotide messenger RNA. The record is from the annotation of a GenBank genome assembly. Lineage: Eukaryota; Metazoa; Arthropoda; Insecta; Hemiptera; Aphididae.
AUGAAUAGUUCGGUUCGCAUUGCCAAUUUAUUUCUCACAAGCUUUAGUCAUCGAACAACAGCACGUCGGUUUCUGUCGCACUAUCCAAUCGACGAUGUUUUGUUUAACCUCAACGAUGAACAAAUUCAGUUACGGAAAACCGUUUUUGAUUAUGCGCAGAGAGAAAUAGCACCAAAAGCGGCUGAAAUAGACAAGACAAACACGUUCAAUGACCUAAGGAAAUGCUGGCUGGAACUGGGAUCACUAGGUCUCCUGGGCAUUACCAUUCCAACAGAAUACGAAGGUACAGGAGGCAGCUAUACUGACCAUGUCAUUGCCAUGGAAGAGAUUUCUAGAGCCAGUGGAUCUGUGGGCCUGAGUUACGCGGCCAACACUAACCUGUGCAUGAACCAAAUUCGAUUGAAUGGUACGCAUGAACAAAAGGCCAAAUAUUUACCACGGUUAUGCAAAGGUGAAGCUGUUGGAGCGCUGGCAAUGUCUGAACACGGUUCUGGUUCUGAUGUAGUUUCUAUGAAGUUAAAAGCAGAACGAAAAGGAUCCCAUUAUAUUCUAAAUGGUAGUAAAUUUUGGAUCACGAAUGGACCAGACGCCGAUGUGUUAGUGGUGUAUGCUAGAACGAAUCCAGACGCUAAAAAACAGCAUGGUAUUACUGCAUUUAUAAUUGAGAAAACAUUUGAAGGGUUCACUACUGGCCAAAAACUUGAUAAACUUGGCAUGAGAGGUUCUAACACUUGUGAACUUAUUUUCCAAGAUUGCAAAGUACCUGUUGAAAAUGUAUUAGGCGAGGAAAAUAAAGGAGUAUACGUUUUAAUGUCCGGACUUGACUUGGAAAGGAUGGUACUUUCUGGUGGGCCUGUUGGAUUAAUGCAAGCGUGUGCAGACCUGACAUUUGAUUACGUACAUUCUAGAAAACAGUUCAACACUAAAAUUGGAGAGUUUCAAUUAAUUCAGGCUAAAAUAGCUGAUAUGUACACAAUAUUGAGUGCCACUAGGAAUUAUCUAUACAACAUAAGUAGAGCCUGCGAUAAAGGCCACGUGUGCAGCAAAGACUGUGCCGGAGUGAUACUUUUUUCUGCUGAAAACUCUGUUAAAAUGGCAUUGGACACAAUACAAUGUCUAGGUGGAAAUGGAUUUAUAAACGAUUACGCGUCAGGCAGAUUACUGAGAGAUGCCAAGUUGUAUGAAAUUGGUGCAGGGACCAGUGAAAUCAGAAGACUAAUUAUUGGCAGAUCGUUAAACAAAGAAUACUCUUAA